UGGAUGAAUGCAUGGCACGCCCUACUCAUCCAUCAGUUUCAGGACCCUGUUUCAGUGACGCGCCUCGCGGCGAAACGUUGCACUUGCGAAAGCGGUGACUAUUUAUUUGUUUUCCAACCCUUCACGACUGCGAGCAGAGCGGCAGAGCAACGGAGCAACUGCGAGUUUUCGGAGCACGAUUACAGUUGUGGGAGCCUCGUGGAAAACGGCUUGGCUUCUGUGAGACCGCGCCUGGCGGGUGUCUUGGAACUCGACUCCAUCCAACAGUUCGUAUGGAACCAAAUCAGUCUUCAGGUCACAGUGAUGGAGCCACAUUGUCGGGGGAGACCAGCUGCCCACUGAAAGUCACCGAGGACAUCUGGUUCGGAUGCUGUUCCUGCACCUAUGUCACCAGAGAUCAGCGUCUGAUUUUGUGCCACCUGGCUGCCCGUGGUGAUGAACAAUCCAAGUGCCACCAUCUUUCCGUGUCGGGCUCUAAGUCCCAAGUGCUCGGCAGCACUCAAAAACACAAGAGUGAAAAUCCAUUCAAGUGCAUGCUAUGUCCCAAAGAUUUUGCUCAAAAUUCUCAUCUGCAAAACCAUAAUCGAACUCACACUGGCGAAAAACCGUUUAAGUGCAAGCUUUGCCCCAAAGCCUUUACCAGAAAAAAAAUCUGAUCUACCACACUCGAGCACACACAGGUGAAAAGCCAUUUAAGUGCAAGCUUUGCCACAAAAAGUUUGCUUAAAAUUCCCAUCUGCAAAGCCAUAAUCGAAUACACACUGGUGAAAAGCCAUUUAAGUGCAAGCAGUGCCCCCAAGCCUUUGCUCGAAAUUUUGAUCUGCGAAGUCAUAAUCGCGCACACUGGUGAAAAGCCAUUUAAGUGCAAGCAGUGCCCCCGAGCCUUUGCUAGAAAUACCCAUCUAAGAAGCCAUAAUUAUUUGCACACUGGUGAAAGGCCAUUUAAGUGCAAGCUGUGCCCCCUGGCCUUUGCUGAAAAUUCCUCUCUGCAAAGCCAUAAUCGAACGCACACAGGUGAAAAGCCAUUUAAGUGCAAGCAGUGCCACCAAGCCUUUUCUCGUAAUACCAAUCUGAUCCGCCAUUAUCGAAAACAGUGCUUAAGGGGAAAUGAGGGUCUUUAACUUUUUUAUUGUAUUUCAUUUAUCGUGCUGAAAUGUAGAAUACUGCUGUAUUUCUCAGUGCUGAUUUCAAAUAUGAAUUUAGUUUUCAGAUAGCUUUGCUAGAUCCUCGGUUCUCAAUAAAUAUGUAAUUUUAAUUCGGCCCUCGUUAGGGUUGUUAGCGUAAAAUCCUUCAGAAUAUAUCAGAAAUUUGUAUUGAAUUGCAUUCACAGACAUGCUUUGUGUGGUGAUGCUAUUUUUGUUGCUCUGUAUGUUAUACAUAUGGUUCCACAUUUUCAAUUUCUAUUUUUUCAAAAUUCAACAUACUUUUUUUAAUGGUUAUUUUAAAAUUCGAAUUUCGUUUUUUUUUUCGGCAUAUAUUUAUGCCCACAAAAUUUUAUCAGCUUGGUACUCAUAUAAAAUGAGUACCAAUGGACACCAGAUCAGAUGAUACUUAUAGCUCUGAUAUUUGUGAUCACUCAAAGAAAAACGGCACAGAUACAUUGAAAAAGAAAGGGACACUUUA
This is a messenger RNA of Ixodes scapularis (black-legged tick), 1623 nucleotides long. RefSeq names its product zinc finger protein 28. Gene Ontology annotation, molecular function: DNA-binding transcription activator activity, RNA polymerase II-specific; RNA polymerase II cis-regulatory region sequence-specific DNA binding. Gene Ontology annotation, cellular component: nucleus. Gene Ontology annotation, biological process: regulation of transcription by RNA polymerase II. The record is from RefSeq and is a predicted model, not a curated record. NCBI's taxonomy places the organism in Eukaryota, Metazoa, Arthropoda, Arachnida, Ixodida, Ixodidae.